AUUACUAAUGGACAGUCCAGCACCUCACCAACUACCACUACUAAUGGACAGUCCACCACCUCACCACCAACGUCAACUUCCAGUGGACAACUGAGUUCAUCAAAUCCCACCUCCACAGACAGGGAUCCCACAUCCUCUCCCUGUUGUCUGUCUUCUCCACUCCAUCCUGAUUAUCUGCACUACAUCAACAAGUCCAAGAGCUGGAUCAAUGCCAUGGAGUUCUGCAGAAGCCGUGGCUCCAAGUCCAACCUGGUGCACAUCACCAACCAGACUGUGCAUGCUGACGUGACCCAGCUCAUUGCCAAUGUGGAGCUGGCAUGUGGGGGGGUGUGGAUUGGUCUGGAGCGGUCCAUCUUUGAGUGGAACGCCCCCUGGCUGUGGACCAGUGGUGAUGUUGAUAAGGUGGUGAAGUACAAUGAGUGGCACAGCUGCUUCCCCCUCAACCCCAUAAAUUACCACUGUGGUAAGAUGGUCCGGGUUGGUAACGGAGAACUGAAGUGGCUGGAUGCUUCCUGUCAUCAGGAAUUACCCUUCAUCUGUCAAGACCUCCACUAGAGGGCUCUCCAUGACAACCUAUGACAGUCUGCAGACAGACACCACACUGAUCUGCUAGAUAGACCACCACAAUCAUGGUCUGUAAGGAACCUGCCAUUCAAAUCAUUAUAUCAUUACACCACUAUAACUACUAUUAUUAAUAAUACUAUUAUUACUAUUACUAUUACUUUUCUUAUUAUUAUCAUCUCUAUUGCAUGAUAUUACUUAAUGAUACUUAAAUAGACUGACUCAUUAGCAUUGUUAUUUGACCUAUAAUUUACUGUACUACUUUGAUUGUUUAAAAGUAGAGUAAAGAAAGGUAAAGUAAAACUUAUUAACUGAAAAUGUACUAUUUAACUCCUGUGUGAUCUGUACUGUUUGAGAACGCUAUUUAGCUAGAAUGUAAUUAUUGAUAUUUUGUACUUCCUUUCAACUUUGUUCUGAAUAAACAUCCAUUUAGCAUUU
Oncorhynchus keta (chum salmon) is the source of this 999-nucleotide messenger RNA. RefSeq names its product lithostathine-like. The record is from RefSeq and is a predicted model, not a curated record. NCBI's taxonomy places the organism in Eukaryota, Metazoa, Chordata, Actinopteri, Salmoniformes, Salmonidae. The transcript is spliced from 3 exons. Bases 214 to 555 code for a protein of 113 amino acids.